Ornithodoros turicata is the source of this 988-nucleotide messenger RNA. RefSeq names its product U6 snRNA phosphodiesterase 1-like. The coding region runs from base 85 to 930 and encodes 281 amino acids. The record is from RefSeq and is a predicted model, not a curated record. Gene Ontology annotation, molecular function: 3'-5'-RNA exonuclease activity. The transcript has a single exon. Gene Ontology annotation, cellular component: nucleus. Gene Ontology annotation, biological process: U6 snRNA 3'-end processing. NCBI's taxonomy places the organism in Eukaryota, Metazoa, Arthropoda, Arachnida, Ixodida, Argasidae.
AGGUGUGUAGUGCUUUGUAACUUUAAACAUUUUGAAGUUUACAUUACUAUAUAAUAAGUGUCAGUGUGAACAGUUCGAGCUGCCAUGAGUGACGGAGGAGGGUUGACAUUGCUGGCGACUUACCAGUCGUCUGAUAGCAGCGGCGAGGAGGAUUCUUUGAGUCCGCCGCCUAACAAAGCAAGAAAGGUACACCCACCGUCAGAACUACAAACCAAGACUCCGAGGGCUUCGAAAGUAGCUUUGCCUUUACCUGCUGAUGUCCUUAACUUGUACGGCGACCGCAUUGAUCCAUUUGGUUGGGAAGACGACUCGUCAAAACAUGAUGGCAGAGUCAGAGCCUUUGCUCACGGACCUGGUGUCUGGGCGAGUUACAUCUAUGUUCCAGCUUCGAGCUCCCAAAAUUUGCACGGAUUGAUUGAUAGGCUUUGUGAUGGAUUGGACUACCUGAAGCCAAAUAAUGUGGAGUCCUGCCACGUUAGUCUAUCCAAAACGGUCAAGCUCCAGUACCACUGGAUUCAGCCAAUUGCUCACCGUCUGCGUGAAAAGUUGACCCCUUUCUCUCAGUUUCCAUUGUACCUGGGUUCUCUGGAGGUGUACACAAAUGAGGAAGGUACCCGAACUUUCCUUGGACUGAAAGCUCUUGCUGGAGAGAAAACAUUAAAGGACAUGGUAACAGAAGUGGAUGCAUGCCUAGAAGAGUACGAACUUCCAACCUUUUAUGAUCCACCGUCGUUCCACAUGAGCCUUGCAUGGUGUGAUGCCAAGCACGAAACCACACUGGAACGAAUACUUCCUGACCUGGUUGUCAAGAUGGAGUUGUAUGCACGCAGGUUCCCGGCAGUUAACAUGACAUACGUGAACACAAUUUGUUUUCGAGCAGGAAAUAAGCUGUUUGAGUUUGGUUUGUCCUCCCAUGUGGGAACAUUAUGACACUGAAAUCUUGUUGAUGCUUUAGCGAUGAAAAGAAUAAAUGAGGUGUCUAAUUCAA